This is a messenger RNA of Python bivittatus (Burmese python), 1833 nucleotides long. RefSeq names its product ankyrin repeat domain 9 (gene ANKRD9). NCBI's taxonomy places the organism in Eukaryota, Metazoa, Chordata, Lepidosauria, Squamata, Pythonidae. The record is from RefSeq and is a predicted model, not a curated record. Gene Ontology annotation, molecular function: protein binding.
AGGCAGCGAGCGAGCGAGCGAGCGAGCGAACGAGCCAGCAAGGCAGCGGCUCAUUCAUUACUGCAGCCAGCCCAGAGAAAGAGCCGGCGCAACCCGCAGGCGACUCCCGCCAGGCUGCAUUCCUUGCAGCCGGAGCCUUCCUCUGCCCUCUUGGAUCUUCAUGAGAAAAACGUCUGAUAGCCAAGAAGGGAGCCCUUUCCUGUGAAUCCAACCUCAAAGAUGCCCUGGAAUGUCAAAUGGUUGAGUAGCUGCAACAGCCACAGCUCCCAGUCCCAGAAACAAUGCAAGAAGUCCUCUUUUGCUUUCUAUCAAGCUGUAAGAGACCAGCUACCCGUAUGGCUCUUGGAGGACAUGAGGCGCAUGGAGGUUUUCCACUGGCAAGAAGGAGGCAAGGUCAGCACAUACUCACCUUCAGAGGCGCUGCUGUAUGCCCUGGUACACAAUCACCAGCCUUAUGCCCGAUAUUUACUGAGCCAGUUUCCUAAGAGUGCCCUGGCAAUACCGAGCCUUCACUUUAGCUGCUGCCACUCUUCAGCUCCUCACUUAGCCAUGGCUGUCCGGUACAACCGCAUCCAUAUCCUUGUAGAGAUUCUGAAGGCCAUCAGAAACUUCCCAGUAAGCGACCAAGCUACUUACUUGGACCGCCAAGGUUGCAGUCAAGUGGAGGGUGGCAAAACUGCCCUUCACAUGGCCUGUGAACUGGCAAGGCCGGAGUGUUUGCUUUUGUUGCUGGGCCACAGAGCCUCGCCUUGCCUUAGUGACUGUGCUGGGAACACACCUCUAGAUCUCCUUCUGCAACAAAUUUGGGAGAGCCCAGCAUCAAAUCUGUGCACCAAGCUCCUCCUUCUGGACUCGCUCUUCCUCUUCAUGCCUCCAGGCUUCCAUUUCGCCAUGAAACAGCAGCUGCAGGAAGACCAGCAGCCAUGGCAGGACCUUCUGGGUAAUAGCCGAUAUCAGUGGUUGGCUGGUUUAGCCCCUUUCUCUCUCUUUGUUAGAUCCAUGCAAGUUUUAAUUGGGAACAUUUCACCUGAACAUUUCCCAGAGGCACUGGAUGGCCUGCCUUUGCCACACUUUCUGAAGCCUUUGGACUUGAAAUUGAAGGGCUAAGGGCAUAAGCUAGAGACCUCCUCUCUCCCUUUCAUUCCCUCUCUCCCUCACCCUUCAAUUCCUGCUUGUGUGAUGAAAAUAGGUUGUGUGGAGAACCCAUGUGCUGAAUAUGAAAUCUGUGUGGGAGAAAAAGAAGCACUUGUUUUAAUUAGAGACUUUUUUUUCCAAAGAUUUAAGUAUGUUGUGUUUUAUUUAACUACUGCUCAGUCAGAGAGAGUGGAACACCUAGAAUACAUUCUAAAAAAUAUAUUCCAUUUUGUGGUAGAAUGCACAGCUUAAAGCUUAACUUGAGCAUCCUGAAUUGUAGACUGACCCAAGUGAAUUAGCAGCUUAGGCCAGAAGUUAAAACUAAGCAAUGUAAUAGAGAGUAGCUUCUCUAGUCUACAUUCAGUAGAUCAACUUUGAAUAGUGUACCAACUGAAUACUGACUUUACUGCAAUUUACUCUAGCAAAAGAUGGUCUGGAGUAAGUCCAGUUUUUCAUACCUUAUCUUUGUCAGCAUCUAAUUCCCUGCCACAGGAUUAUAUAUAAUUUAAACAAACACAACACAACCAGAGUUUGAAAUGUUGGUUUAAGCUAUUGUCUAUGCAAACUAAUGUGGAAGGCAUCAGGUAGACAAAAAAUAUCUGAUUUCUUAUAAAACAGCCAUUAGGUAUUAGAAAGAAUUGAACUGCUGACCACCUCUCUCUCUCUCUCUCUCUCUCUCUCUCUCUCUCUCUCUCUCUC